AUGACUACCGGUACUUCUUUGUGCAUCUUAGGUUGCGGUAAUCUUGGCACGGCUAUUCUAGAAUGCCUCCUCAAGCCAUUUGACGGAAAUACCACUUCCGCCGCCCCAAUGAAGCAAAUAACCGCCUGUGUCCGAAGUGAACAAUCCCGACUCCGUCUUUUAGAUCGAUUCAGCACUUAUAAAACCCAGUUAAAUGUAUCAAGCAGCACCGACAAUGUCGAAGUUGUCAAGAACUCAGACUGCAUCAUACUAGCGGUAAAUCCUUCUGACCUCGUCGACACGCUGCGCCAACCGGGUCUAGCAGAUGCUCUCACGGACAAGCUAGUCAUAAGUGUGAUUGCAGGAUGGACGCGCCAGAAGAUCGAAGCAACACUUCUCGAUAACUACGGUUAUAUUAAUGGAAUGCCUAAGUUUUGGGUCGUUCGUACCUUACCGAAUAUUGCAGCUACGGUUGCGCAAUCUAUCACUGCGGUAGAAACUCCGUGUGAAAAUUUGCCCGGCGAGUACUUGGAUCUUACGAAUGCGAUAUUUAAUCGUAUAGGGAAGGUAAUCCAGCUCGAUCCUAAACGCAUCGAUGCUUUUACUGCAGUGGGGGGAUCGACUCCAGCUUUUUUUGCGGUUAUUGCUGAUGCGUUGGUUGAUGCGGCGGUGGCGGUGGGGAUACCGAGAUGCGAGGCGAAUGUUAUUAUUGCGCAGUCAAUGCUGGGCUCGGCUACACUGCUGCAGAAUGGACUGAGCCCGGGUGAUCUGAGGGAUCAGGGGACUUCGCCCGCAGGGUGUACGAUUGCGGGGUUGAUGGUGCUGGAGGAGACGGGGGUGAGGGGGGGGUUGAGUCGAGCUUUGAGGGAGGCGGUGAGAGCUGCGAGUUUGUUGGGUGUGAAUCAAUAG
Sclerotinia borealis F-4128 is the source of this 888-nucleotide messenger RNA. The record is from the annotation of a GenBank genome assembly. NCBI's taxonomy places the organism in Eukaryota, Fungi, Ascomycota, Leotiomycetes, Helotiales, Sclerotiniaceae.